AUGAGCGCAUCAAGGUUUAUAAAGUGUGUCACGGUAGGAGAUGGAGCUGUUGGUAAAACUUGUCUCUUGAUUUCUUACACCAGCAACACCUUCCCUACGGAUUAUGUGCCUACAGUUUUUGACAAUUUCAGCGCAAAUGUGGUCGUCAAUGGUGCUACUGUUAACCUGGGGUUGUGGGAUACGGCUGGGCAAGAGGAUUAUAAUAGAUUAAGACCAUUGAGUUACCGUGGGGCAGAUGUUUUCAUACUGGCAUUCUCUCUCAUUAGCAAGGCCAGUUACGAAAAUGUUUCUAAGAAGUGGAUUCCAGAGUUGAAGCAUUAUGCACCUGGUGUCCCAAUAGUUCUUGUCGGAACAAAACUUGAUCUUCGGGAUGAUAAGCAGUUCUUCAUUGACCACCCUGGUGCUGUGCCUAUUACUACGGCUCAGGGAGAGGAGCUGAGGAAGUUGAUUGGUGCACCUGCUUACAUUGAAUGCAGUUCGAAAACACAGCAGAAUGUGAAGGCUGUUUUCGAUGCAGCCAUCAGAGUCGUCCUUCAACCUCCCAAGCAAAAGAAAAAGAAGAGCAAAGCACAAAAGGCCUGUUCUAUAUUGUGA
Molecule: messenger RNA, 594 nt
Organism: Dovyalis caffra
Lineage: Eukaryota; Viridiplantae; Streptophyta; Magnoliopsida; Malpighiales; Salicaceae
Source: the annotation of a GenBank genome assembly